UAGACGGUGUUUCAGUACUGACACGCCCCUUGCCAAAGCAGCAAGUUCCGUGUACAACUGUUAGCGCAAGCUCGAUUGUUGCCAAUGACAGCCUCAAGACGCCUCCUGUAUAGAGAAACUAGUGGCGUGCAUUGCUCAGGUGUGAUUUUGGCCCAUUCUUCCACAGAGUCUUUAAAUCUUGAAAGUUCUGUUGGCUUCUUCUUUGAAACUCUGAUCUUCAGUUCUUAUUUUCUGUUGGAUUCAAGUCAGGUGAUUGGCUGGGCCAUUCUAGCAGCUUUAUUUUCUUUUUCUGAAACCAACUGAGAGUUUCCUUGGCUGUGUUUGGGAUCAUCGUUUUGCUGAAAUGUCCACCCGUUUCAUCGUCAUCAUCCUGGUACUGUAGGUGUUAAUAUUAAUUUCCACUGAAAAGGGGCAGGAUUGCUUUCUAAUUUCUGAUGGAUUUCAGAUGGUGUCUUGGCUUUCAAUGCCCUUUUGCACCUCCCUUUCUUCAUGUGUUCAAUACUUUUUCCCUUUUUCAUUCCAUUUUAUUACACGUAACUGAAUUGAUGCACCUAUUGGUUUAGUUUUCUUUGUAUGUAUGGAUUACUUGGGUUGUUACCAACAUCUGGUGAAAAUAUUUCAAGUCAACAGCACCUUUGGAAAUAUAUUUACUCGUGAUCAAUCCUUAUUUUACCCAGUGUAUGUACAUAUAUUUGUAAAACAAAAUGGAUAUUGUCAUCAUUAUUGUCUAUUUUGCUUCCUUUCCUCUUAAUCAACGUCACAAAGUUUUCAGAUAAACAUGCCAGAGUCAUUUGACUAUGACCUCACUCCUCCAGAGAGACUGAGAGCGCAUGCGCGCACACAGCAUUACGCUCCCAUUAUGUUCCAGGGCCAGUGUUCAGUUGGCCCGUUUCCCUGUUUCUGUCGAGGAGGAGCCCUACUAUGGCAAAGGCCGUGCGCGCGCUUCAGGUUCUUCGGGAAGCGCCCAGGCGCGUGACCUAUAAGGAAAGCUUCGCCAUCCCACAGUUCGCCAGCUCGCUCCCGCCUUCUUACUGACCGAGAGCCUUCAGCUAAUCAGACGGCAGCGUAACGCUACGUGUGUAAUAUUCAUGAGGCGAGCCUUCGCCAUAGUACGGCUGUUACAGUGGCCGCGCGGUCGGGCAGCAGUGGCCGCAUUUCUCCAGUGUGUCUGACCGCAGAAGGGAGUUUCUGUUGCGGCGCUCCCGGUCCGAGGCUUGAAUGAGGUUGAUGCUGCUCUGUUGCACCUGGAAGGACGAACGCAUGGGAGAGGAGGAAGCCGGUGGGAGCUUGCCGGAGUGUGCGGGCUGCAGACAGCACAUCUAUGAUGAGCAGUACCUACAGGCCCUGGACACGGACUGGCACACGCUGUGUUUCAGGUGUUGUGAGUGCGGGGCGUCUCUCUCACACUGGUACUAUGAGAAGGACGGCCGUCUCUUCUGUAAGAAGGACUACUGGGCUAAAUUCGGGGAGUUGUGUCAUGGCUGUUCAGAGCCCAUCACCACCGGACUCAUCAUGGUGAGUCCAAUCCGUCAGAAACCCAAUCUCUGCCGUCUCUCCUCACCCCACAGUCCUGCUGUCCAUCCGUCCAUCCUACGGUUUCUCACAGCCGCUCCGGUUACACGAUUCUCCGACAAUUCUCCAUUCGCACGGUUACUGCUGCCGUAUCACACGUGAGCAAAUCAACAGCACUCUUGUGUGCGUUCAUGAAAGAGCUGCUAUCUAUAAUUCAGACGCAGCGUUCAUGAAGGGAACGUUUGUGUGGCCUCUUGUUUUAAAGCAUGCACUGCUGGCUGUAUUAUUUAGUGUUUCUACAAGAGCAAGAGCUGUUUAUUUGACAAGAGUCGUGUAAAUCAUUCAUAACUCGUUGAAUUCCUUCAUUGUGCCUGAAUCUUCACGUUAACUCUUUUGCAUCCAGCCUUGGCAUAGCACAUC
This is a messenger RNA of Labeo rohita (rohu), 1932 nucleotides long. Its product is annotated as LIM domain kinase 1-like. Gene Ontology annotation, biological process: neuron differentiation; regulation of transcription by RNA polymerase II. The record is from RefSeq and is a predicted model, not a curated record. The transcript is spliced from 3 exons. The coding region runs from base 1219 to 1674 and encodes 151 amino acids. Gene Ontology annotation, cellular component: nucleus. Gene Ontology annotation, molecular function: DNA-binding transcription factor activity, RNA polymerase II-specific; RNA polymerase II transcription regulatory region sequence-specific DNA binding. Lineage: Eukaryota; Metazoa; Chordata; Actinopteri; Cypriniformes; Cyprinidae.